AUUCUGUGAGCUGUUUUGUUACAAGUGUAUCCAAUGUCCCCAGCACCAAGGACUUAUGGGGGCACCGCUCAUUCCUGCUUCACUCGCUCUGCAGCUUCGGGAAGUGGUGGCUGCGUUUGGAAGCAGAGCUUGCCCAGCUUGACCACAAGAUGUUUCGAGCCCCUAAGUGCUCUAGGUGCCGGAACCAUGGCUACCUGGUACCAGUCAAGGGCCAUACGGGCAAAUGCCGCUGGAAGCAGUGCAUCUGUGACAAGUGCUACCUGAUCACCGAGCGCCAGAAGAUCAUGGCUGCCCAGAAGGUUCUGAGAACCCAAGCUGCUGAGGAGCAGGUGGCAACCGUGGGCACGCAGGGUCCCCUGCUGCCUCCUAGGGCUCCAGCAGCAGCGGCCACCGCCUUGAGCUCCAGCAUUUGCCCACUGCCUAGGGCGGUUCCGGGAGGCGUUGGGCCAGGCCCCGCGGCCACUUGCUUCCUCGAGAGGCCCCCGCAGGCCCCGAGCCCAGGCCCGAGCACCUUCCAGCUGGGCCCAAGUGGCCGCCCGGGCCCCAGCACCUUCCAGCCUGGACCAGGGGCCCCGGGGGGACUGCGCGACCGUUCCCCCGCGUGGCUGCUCAUGGCACAGGCGCCCAGGCCGGAGCUUUGCUACCCGGAUCAGCACCUGCCAGUGCGGCCCGUGCCAGUGCCAGGGCCAGUGCGGCCAGGGCCAGUGCGGCCCGUGCCCCGACUGCCGUUCGCCGACUACGGGCAUCCUCUGAGAUUCAAGUCUGAUCAUGUGGUAGGAGCUGGGAACCCUGAGAGAGAGCCGUUCAAGCAGUGCCCUGCCUGCGUCCCUGUUUCACCCUACCAGUCCUUUCCACUUUCGGAAGGCCAGGAUUCAUCCUCUGCUCUGGGGGUCCCUCAACAAAGAGGCUUCCGGCAUGUCUCCUGCAGCCCCUACCAUAGAAGCGGCUUGGUGUCAGAGCCAGCCAGAGACCUGCAGCCAACCUACUGCUCACCGCCGCCGCCGCCACCACCACCACCACCACCACCACUACCAGCAACCCCACCCCAGCCACAACAGCCCCACUACCUCCCACCAGGCUACCUCUCUGCUCUCCACUUCCUGCCACCACCACCACCGCCACCAUCUCCACCAUCUUUCUCGCUGACCUACGAUACAGACAAGGAGAAUGCCAAUGACCAGGAUGCAGAAGCACCCAGCAAGCCCAGCCAGGACUCUCCCCAGGAGCAGUCCAACUAAGCUGCAGGCCACCUGGAAGGCCACCGGGUGGGGACGGGCAUAGAUGGCGGGAGUUAUUUUUUCACCAUGUUCAUGUGAUGUAGGGAGAAAGGAUGCUGAUAGGUGUGAGAAGGCAGCUAAUUUCCUACUUCAGGUUAGAAGGGCAAAGGUGGUUUCCAAGGUUCUCUGGAUCCUGGGUGGGUGUUGAAGUGGUGUACAAAGGGAGAGAAUGUCUGGGGUGGGCAGGGCCUUUAAAGAGUGGGGGCUGGUGAAACACAAGUUUAGAAAUGAAUUUAACCAUCUUGAGCCAUGUAUGAAAUUCACUUCUAGAGGUGGCCCCUGAUUUCCCCAAGCCUCACUCAGGACAGAAGGCACCAUUCAGUUCAGCCUUCUGCCCCCUUUGCCUGAACCCCAAGCCUGGGUACCGCAAACACCAAGGCUUCCAGACAGUGCAGGGCAAGUGCCAGGGCCUGAGAUGCUGACAGCAGGUUCUGCAGCAUCCACCUUUGCCCAACACUGCCUCUCGUCCUCUUCCAGAGAGUGAGCGUCCUGACGCCUGAGCCACUUCACUUCCCUGGGAAACUCAAGCAUAGGCAUCCUUUCUCAUUUCAAAAUGUAGAUUUUAGCAUUUGAUGUUCUUAUGGUGGGGAACUCACGGGCACUGCAGCAGUUCCCGGAGCAUAAAAUGGCCAUUUGUUCUCUGGGGACAGUAUUAAAUAAAAUGAGCAUUAGAAAUC
Mus caroli (Ryukyu mouse) is the source of this 1954-nucleotide messenger RNA. RefSeq names its product DMRT like family B with proline rich C-terminal 1 (gene Dmrtb1). Gene Ontology annotation, biological process: germ cell development; sex differentiation; regulation of transcription by RNA polymerase II. Gene Ontology annotation, cellular component: nucleus. Lineage: Eukaryota; Metazoa; Chordata; Mammalia; Rodentia; Muridae. Gene Ontology annotation, molecular function: DNA-binding transcription factor activity, RNA polymerase II-specific; RNA polymerase II cis-regulatory region sequence-specific DNA binding. The record is from RefSeq and is a predicted model, not a curated record.